AUGGGCCAACGCGAAGAAGUGAAAAAGGUCUUUAAGAUCAAUGUGACCAUUGAGGAAGAAUUACUCGAAUAUGAUGAUGUCGAUACCAACAUUGAUACUGACAUGGCCAAUACAGGGAAUGACAACAACGAAAUUUCUGUAAAGAAAGUAUUGACGAUGGAGGAUUUCUUGGAUAGACAAUCCUCAAGUGAACAUGUAAACGCAUGUCUGAUAUACAAUGUAUGGGUGUGA
Sphaeroforma arctica JP610 is the source of this 231-nucleotide messenger RNA. RefSeq lists its product as hypothetical. The coding region runs from base 1 to 231 and encodes 76 amino acids. NCBI's taxonomy places the organism in Eukaryota, Ichthyosporea, Ichthyophonida. The record is from RefSeq and is a predicted model, not a curated record. The transcript has a single exon.